AUGCUCAAACGUUUACACUCACGAACUACCGCCCAACCUGAGGUCUUAAUAGAUGAUGAUGGCAAAAUUGACAAGCAACAGACACAAUUCCAAGAGAAACCAUCAACAGUGAAUGAAUUCACACAUAUUGGUAUACUAUUCUUAGUGGUAAGAGUCAUUCAAUAUUCACUUAUUCUACUCACACCAUUGUCCUCAUUUGAUAAUUCGACAAAGUUAUUACUGAAUACAUACGCCUCUGAAGAAGAACAAAACAAAUUUAUUAAUAAACAUUUAAUAAAUAAGUUAUUAUCAUGGGAUUCGGUAUAUUUUGUUAAAGGAAUGAUGUCGAGUUCAUCACUACCUCAAUAUGAACAUGAAUUUGCAUUUUCUAUCACAUGGACAAAUAUCCUUAAACAUGUAUAUCAAAAGUUGCAUCUAGCACAUGAAUAUGAACCAGUCUCAUUUUAUGGUAUCCUGAAAAUGGGUAUUAUUUUAGAAAAUAUACUUCAUUUUCUUUCAAUAAUUAUCCUCUAUCACUUGACAUAUCUCGUCUUCAGCCCAAAGGGUUCAAUUACGCAUAACAGGUAUGCGGCGCAAAUGGCUAAGAAGACAGCUAUAUUACAUGUAGUCGCGAGCGCUGGUGGAUUUUUAUUAGGCAUAUACUCUGAACCGUUAUCAUGUUUAUUGUCCUUUAUGGGUAUGUUAGCCAGGGAACAUUGUACGAAGGAUGUUACAUACAAAUAUUCAUUCAUGAACCCUAUCAAAUCGUUUAUACUUUACACGAUUGUCUCCACAAUAUGUUUUAGUGUUGCAACAUGGAAUAGAUCAAAUUGCAUUCUUUUGGGCAUCUUUUAUCUUUAUGACCUUUUGCAAUUGAUGAAAAUCAAAUCUUAUAAAAGAGCAAUCCAGUUUCCAUUAUUAUCUGGUCUUUUAAUGUUAAGUUCAAUUAUGAUUCAACAAUAUUAUAUUCCAUACAAGAAGUUUUGUCCUGAAAGAGGUGAAUGGUGUCUAACAUCAAUUUUCCCUAAUACAUAUUUGUCGUUCAUUACAAAGGAGUCAUUAUAUUCUUACAUUCAAUCCCAUUAUUGGAAUGUCGGGUUUAUGUCAUAUUGGACUCCAAACAAUAUUCCAAAUUUUUUAUUUGCAUUGCCAAACUUGAUCAUCAUUCCAUAUGCAUCAUUUUAUUAUUCAUGGAUUUAUCCACUACAUAAUUUGAGACCUCUUAUUCUAAUAUCUGUGGCCUUUUGGAUUCUAAUGUUAUUUGUUGCGAAUACUCAAAUUAUUAAUCGUGUGACAACAUUCAUACCUUUACACCUAUGGUAUAUAUCAGAUCGAUUAGUUAAAAACACAGGUGAUCAUAAGAUGGAAUCUGUGACAAAAAAUGAUGAUUUAUUGGUAAAAUAUUAUAUAUAUUGGUCGGUUAUAUGGUUAUUAGUACAAACAAUAUUAUUUGCCAGUUUCUUACCACCUGCAUAA
Messenger RNA from Maudiozyma barnettii, 1455 nucleotides. It is a transcript of the gene GPI18, whose product is annotated as GPI-anchor transamidase GPI18. The record is from RefSeq and is a predicted model, not a curated record. The transcript has a single exon. NCBI's taxonomy places the organism in Eukaryota, Fungi, Ascomycota, Saccharomycetes, Saccharomycetales, Saccharomycetaceae. Gene Ontology annotation, biological process: GPI anchor biosynthetic process. Gene Ontology annotation, cellular component: endoplasmic reticulum membrane; mannosyltransferase complex. Gene Ontology annotation, molecular function: GPI mannosyltransferase activity; alpha-1,6-mannosyltransferase activity. Bases 1 to 1455 code for a protein of 484 amino acids.